This is a messenger RNA of Lactuca sativa (garden lettuce), 1566 nucleotides long. RefSeq names its product putative RNA-binding protein ARP1. The record is from RefSeq and is a predicted model, not a curated record. NCBI's taxonomy places the organism in Eukaryota, Viridiplantae, Streptophyta, Magnoliopsida, Asterales, Asteraceae. Gene Ontology annotation, molecular function: RNA binding.
ACGAAGAUUCUUUCUCCGCCUGUAAUUUUCAAAAGCCCCAUCUUUCACUUUCUCUCUCCAUCGCUGGCAUAAUUUCUUAGGGUUCUACAAGGGUUUCUCUCUAAAUUCUUCAUCAAUUCAAUCACUAUGUGAAUUGAAAUUAUCUUCUGAUUCCGAGUAUAUAGAUACCAUUUGCAUAUCUACACAAUUGUAAUUAUAUGGCUACUUAUCAGCCGAUUAGAGGAAGCGGAUCAAGUUUACAGUUCUUGAAUCAUCCGUUUGGGGACACCACUUAUACAAAGGUGUUCGUUGGAGGGCUUGCAUGGGAGACACAUAGCGAGACGCUACAUCGUUAUUUUGAACAAUUUGGGGAAAUUUUGGAGGCUGUUGUUAUAACUGAUAAACAUAGCGGAAGAUCAAAAGGCUAUGGAUUUGUAACAUUUCGUGAUGCUGAAGCUGCAACUAGGGCUUGUAUUGAUCCCAGUCCAAUCAUUGAUGGUAGAAGAGCAAACUGUAAUUUAGCAUCACUUGGUCGCCCUCAACCACCUUUACCUUUUGGGCGUAUGAGACCAAUAACACCCUUCUUGAAUACUCUCCAAGGAGGCCCAUUUAUUGGAGGCCCAAAUUAUCGCCAACCUGUUCCUUACAGUUAUCAACAAUUCCCAUAUUCCUUAUACGGGUAUCCUCCAUCACCUUAUGCUCCUGAAUACCUCUUCCAUCAGGUUCAAUAUAAUCCUUACACAGGCCAAAUGCAGCCUAAUCCUCAAAUGUUUGGCCCAAGCCCAAGCCCAAUAAACUCAAAUGUCUUUCCAUUUGGUCAAAUGGGCCCACUGCCACCUGGAAGCCCAGGGAUUAUGACACCUGGCCCACAUGUUGUAUCAUAUUCUAGACCAAAUGUCAGUGUAACAACCACAGAAACUGUUCCAAUGUCUCCAGCACCUUAUGUUACAGGUAUUGGGCCACCAUUUUUGGGACAGAUGAGGAGUGCCCAAGCCCAUUCUUCUCAGUUCACUCAGAAGUAAAACUGGUUUAAAAUUGGAGAACAGAGGAUCAGUUCCUGAGGUGCAUGUAUCUUAUCAUGUGCCUUCCAUCCUCUACUCUACUCACUAACUGCUGGAUGACAUCACUUGCUACUUGAGUGAUGUCACCAGUCAUUUCUGUCAAAAGGUGAUCAGAAGUCAUGGACAUGAAGAGUUAAAAUGGGGUUGAUUUUUCAAAAAAAAAAAAAAAAAGAAAUCAAUCUCUGAUUCCAGAGAAUCGGAAAAAGAAACUGUGGUUUAAUUGGUGUGUAUAAAUGGUAACGGAAUUGUGAAUACACAAGAUUGUUGGAAUAUGGGAUUCCAGCAGUCAAUGCAUGAGCAUGAGGGAAUCAAUGUAUGAUUCCUACAUGAAUUAUGGGAAACCUGUGAAUAUUAUGUUUUAUGGCUUUCUGGAAAUUAUGCUCCGGAAUACUGCCCUUUAAUUUUAUCAGAAAACUCGCUCCGAGGUCAUCGUGGAUAAAGGGUAAAUGACGAUUAUGCCCUUGAUGGAAUCCAAAGGUAUGGAUUUGAUAAUCUUGGGAAUGGAUAAUUAAAAGACUAUUUAAAA